This is a messenger RNA of Colletotrichum orchidophilum, 2226 nucleotides long. Its product is annotated as HET domain-containing protein. The coding region runs from base 1 to 2226 and encodes 741 amino acids. The transcript has a single exon. The record is from RefSeq and is a predicted model, not a curated record. Lineage: Eukaryota; Fungi; Ascomycota; Sordariomycetes; Glomerellales; Glomerellaceae.
AUGGAUGCAGCUUUGACGCGAGAGUAUGAAUACUCUCCCCUGUGGGCUCCGGACUCAAUUCGCGUCAUCGUCCUCAACCCCGCCACUGACCCAGAGGCGCCCUUGCAGUGCUCCCUAAUUCAGUACAGUCGCUCAUGGCAAUUGAUGAAUUUGGACACGGAACGCGAUUUCUCGGCCGUCUCGUACACCUGGGGAACCGCACCGCCGUCCUGCGAGCUCCUGAUCGAUGGCUCGUUCUCGUUCGGCAUCAGUCCGACAGUCGACUCGCUCUUGCGGACACUUCGGAAGCCCAUCGGUUCGAGAUACCUUUGGAUCGAUGCCAUUUGCCUAAACCAGAAAGAUGUCGCCGAAAAGAACAAGCAGCUUCCUCUGAUGGGCCGAAUCUACAAAGGAGCUAAGAGAGUGCACAUAUGGCUCGGUGACGCAGACGACACGACAGCAUCAGUAUUCGCCGCCAUCCGCAUGGUGGCAAUGCUACUAGACACCAAGCGGCCCGAAGAAAUGGCGCGAAACACAUUGGCAAUAACAGAAAGGGUGAUGGGACCCGACCACAUCUUUCAACUCCAGCGCUUCCUGUGUCGCGAAUGGUUCUUGCGCCGCUGGAUCAUCCAGGAGGCGUGCUUAGCUCGCAACGCCAAAGUCCACUGCGGAAAGUACUCUCUCGGCCUGCCCUGGUUUGUCUCGGCGGCCCGGCGCUUCGAGUACGUCGAGGACCUCAUUAGCUAUCAGCUCCGAAUGACGAAGAACCUCUGCAGCGAUCGGAAGUCGAUCCUUGAGCUACUCUGGAACUUUCAUGCGGCUGGGUGUAGGGACCCGGCGGAUCGCAUCACUGCCCUGUUCGGUCUAGUUCCUGAUGAGGAACAAAACAAAGACGUGGAAGGGUAUCUCGACCUCAACCAAGACUGGACGGUUCUCUACCGGAAACUCGCAGAGACCAUGUUCCGCCGGAGUAAGAAUACUGCUUUACAAAUGCUGCUUCACGUAUUCGAGUUUGGGCAGCUCUCAACGGCAUCUAGUGAGUAUUAUCCGUCAUGGGUGCCAGAUUGGUCCAAAGAACGCCGCCGUGACCUACCAUACCACACCAUGAGCAACAAUCUCGACGCCUUUGACUACUCCGACAGCCCCGGCUUUUCAGAGGUCGCCAUCGUUGUGGAGCCAAACACCGUGGUCCAUACCCCUCCGAGCGAGUUCGGGAGGCCGCUGCGUAGGCGGGAGGCUGGUGUACCGCCCCAGCAAAGGGUCCGGUCUUCGUACCACAACGGGGAAAUCCCACGAUGGACGGAGGAGCGCACGGCCAGGCUUAUUUUCCAGCAGGACCGCCUGUAUAUCCGUUGGUAUGAUUCCUCUGGCGGAGACAGAGGCCGAACUGUCGCAAGUCUCAAGCUCAUGGAGCCACCCUGGGACGACAGGUCUUCUGCUGCUGCUUUACAGAGUGUGAGCAACGUCUUGCGUGGCUUCUUUCCAGCGCCGCAUGAGUGCCCUGCUGAGAUCGACACCAUAUCGAUGCUCUUCUGGACUGUGGUUCGCUUUCGCAAACCCAACUGGCCAUGGGACCAAGGUUUCGUCCGUGUUACCGUGAUGGACAUGCUCGACCCGUCAACAUCACAGCUGAGCCCUGAGCAAACAGUUCUAGUACAGACAAUCUCCAAAUUAAUGCAAGAAUUCUCGCUCUUCAAGCUGGAACCGCUGGGAAACAUUUCUAUUUGGGAUGGCCAAGGCUCCUUAUCCGAGCACCGCGGCGAUUACGGCUUUGGUCCGCGCGAUCUCGCCAUCGGCGACAUCUUGAUCCCCGUUUGGCGCCUCAGCAGGGACCCCAGCAGGCGGUCGCGCAUCAUGCGGGGACAAAAGACGGAUAGACAUAUGGCGACUAUGAUGGCAGUAAGGGUUCAGAUAAGCGAGCAACGACGUGCCCCUGCUCCGACUACUGCGCAGCCAGCCCCCAGAGUGUGGGGUCCAGGAUCGCGGUCGAGCUGGAUGGACCGUCUGGUCCGUGGCGGGCGAGAUCCAGCAGAAGCGUUUACAGGUGUCGAGAGUCCGUCGACUCCGGCCGGAUCUUGGUCGCAAGGAGUGAAUGGGAGUUCGGUGCGUAGAGCCCGGGUAGUUGGGCCAGCCGUCUGCGUUACGUCUGAUGGCACGCAGCGGUAUGCCGAGCAUGACAUUCAGCUCAAUGAGAAGAUGAGUGGAGAUUUGGAUAGAGACCAGCCCUGUCUGAUCCAGCUGAUAUAG